GCUUUAUCACCUCCACCAAACAGUGUCCAAACCUCUAGUGUACUCCCCGGUUUUUUGCACCUCACUACACCAGAUCCCUACCUUCCUCCGGACCAGAGACUCAAAUCCUGUGCGGACAAGGGGAUGGAAAGUCAAACAUCUGAUUCAUUGCUUCCACGUGUUAACAUAUUAUUGACAGUUCUACGUCGUCCUACCAAUAACACACUCCCACGUGGCGCGUUCCUCCAGCGUGCUAUUCGUGAACCCGCCACCGCCAUUUUCGCUCUCUCCACUUCCUCUGUCACACUUCUCCACACUCAAUUUCAUGUUUAAAUUCUCAGUUUUCGAGAUAUUCAGCUUAUUAGUUUAUUGCAAUGGCGAUUAAAUCUCUGCUAGUUAUCUCCAUUUGUAUCUGCUUAUUUUGCUCGUAUAUGCAUCCAUCUUCGUCCACAUCGGAAGAAGACGAAGAUCUCAGUUUUCUCGAGCAGCAGGAGCAGAGCGAUGCGGUACCAUUGGGUGAUUCUGACCACUAUGGCCACCCCCACGACUACGAGAACUACGACGAUCUGGAAGAAGACGAAGAAUCGGCGGCGUACGGCGACGACGACGGAGGAUACGCUGCCGCGGAGGUGGACGAGACGCACGUGGUCGUGCUAAAGCAAUCGAACUUCAGCGAGUUCAUUGAGAAGAACACGUUCGUGAUGGUGGAGUUCUACGCGCCGUGGUGCGGCCAUUGCCAGGCUCUGGCGCCGGAGUACGCGGCCGCCGCGACGGAGCUGAAGGACGAGGCGGUGGCUCUGGCGAAGGUCGACGCUACAGAGGAGACGGAGCUCAGCCAGAAGUUCGACGUGCAGGGAUUCCCGACCAUUUUCUUCUUCGUCGAUGGCGUCCACAAACCCUACCCUGGUCAACGCUCUAAGGAUGCCAUUGUGUCGUGGUUGAAGAAAAAGACCGGUCCUGGAUUGCACAAUAUUACAACCACAGAGGAGGCAGAACGCUUCUUGGCAGACGAGGACAAGAUAGUUUUGGCCUAUCUCGAGAGUCUGGUGGGCUCGGACAGUGAGGAGUUCUCUGGUGCUUCAAAGCUCGAAGAUGAUGUUAACUUUUACCAGACAACCAGUCCAGAAGUAGCGAAACUCUUCCAGAUUGAUCCACAGACCAAACGUCCGUCUGUUGUCAUGAUCAAGAAAGAUGAGGAAAAAUUUAACCAAUUUGGUGGUCAGUUCACUAAAUCUGCAAUAGCUAAAUUUGUAUACGAGAACAAGCUUCCUCUCGUCACCACUAUGACUAGAGAAAGCGCACCUCUGGUGUUUGAGAAUCCAAUAAAGAAACAGUUGAUACUUUUUACAACUUCUAAUGACUCGGAGAAAUUUUAUCCGGUAUUCACAGAUGCAGCAAAAGUUUUCAAGGGAAAGCUCUUAUGUGUUUAUGUCCAAUUGGACAAUGAAGAUGUUGGAAAACCAGUUUCAGAGUACUUUGGAGUGGAUGGAGAAACUCCAAUUGUUCUUGCAUAUACUGGAAAUGAUGAUGCCCGGAAAUUUAUGUUAGAUGGUGAAAUAACUGUUGACAAUAUCAAGUCUUUUGGAGAGAAGUUCCUGGGAGACAAUCUCAAGCCCUUCUACAAGUCGGACCCUAUUCCAGAAAAUAAUGAUGGGGAUGUCAAGAUUGUCGUUGGCGACAACUUUGAUGAGAUUGUCUUGGAUGAGUCGAAAGAUGUUCUUCUUGAGAUGUAUGCUCCCUGGUGUGGACACUGUCAAUCCUUGGAACCUAUAUAUAACAAGCUUGGCAAGCAUUUGAAAGGCAUCGACUCACUCGUCAUAGCUAAGAUGGAUGGGACGACAAAUGAGCACCCACGAGCCAAGCCUGAUGGAUUCCCCACAAUUCUCUUCUUCCCGGCCGGAAACAAGAGCUUCGAUCCGAUUACUUUUGAAGAUGAUCGCACUGUGGUGGCCUUCUACAAGUUCUUGAAAAAACAUGCGUCCAUCCCAUUCAAGCUUCAGAAGCCAGCCUCGUCAGAGCGGCACACUUCUCCUGAUGCUGCUGCUAGCCACAAAGACAGCAGCAGCAGCGACGUGAAGGAUGAGCUUUGAGUGUGUGAAUCUGUCUCGGCUUGAACACAAAGUGCAGGGAAAAGUAAUGGUGUAUACAAACUCCUCUAAUCAGGUUAGUUUAAAGGGAAAUUUUUGUUAUACUGAGUUACAUAUACUGCAAGGACAGGACAGGAUGAAAGCCAAUUGCUUUAUAAAUUAUUUCCAUCUAAUUUAUUAUUCUGAGAAAAUGUUCUAUAUAUGUGAGGGUUAAUGUGUUUCA
Messenger RNA from Salvia miltiorrhiza (redroot sage), 2289 nucleotides. RefSeq names its product protein disulfide isomerase-like 1-3. Gene Ontology annotation, cellular component: endoplasmic reticulum. The coding region runs from base 354 to 2069 and encodes 571 amino acids. Gene Ontology annotation, molecular function: protein disulfide isomerase activity. The transcript has 12 exons. Gene Ontology annotation, biological process: response to endoplasmic reticulum stress; protein folding. NCBI's taxonomy places the organism in Eukaryota, Viridiplantae, Streptophyta, Magnoliopsida, Lamiales, Lamiaceae. The record is from RefSeq and is a predicted model, not a curated record.